Messenger RNA from Rhinichthys klamathensis goyatoka, 2374 nucleotides. RefSeq lists its product as uncharacterized. The coding region runs from base 1124 to 2170 and encodes 348 amino acids. The transcript has 3 exons. NCBI's taxonomy places the organism in Eukaryota, Metazoa, Chordata, Actinopteri, Cypriniformes, Leuciscidae. The record is from RefSeq and is a predicted model, not a curated record.
AAUCAUGCGUUAGAUAGUGCAUUUUCCCGAACAGUUUGUGUUAGCCAUUGUUUUGUUUAUGAUGUUCGGAGGCUAUGUUGUUGACAACCACUUUUACACAUGUCAUACAGGGAGUAAAGGUAUCCGACGUUGGUUCGUUCGUUAUCAAGUUAGGCUGUUUUCACACACAUUUCUAGACAGGUCUCCCUUGCAAAAUAGGUUCUAACCCCAGGGGUUUCUCCUGGUUAAAGGGUAUAAUAUAAUAAUAAUAAUAAAUAAUUAGUAGCCUAAAAACUUCCGUCUAGUUGUCAUGGAUACGCAACGCUCCACUCUGUAAAGCGACUGCUUGAGUGCGGUGACAAAAAGCAGAUGUGAAACAUUGUUUACUUUUCACAAUGCAGCAGCGCCUGGCUCCACCCAAAUAUGUGUGAAAACUAUGUUGAUUGACUUGACCAAACGAACAUAGUUUUAGAUAAAUGUAUUUAGAUAGCUAAGCUUUAGAUAGCUUGACAACAAUAUGUUCCUAUUACAGUUGCUAAUUAUUAUACUUACCAACUAACUUGCAUGUUAUUCUAUUGCUAACUUGCUAAUAUUGUUAUUUUUCUGCAGUGUCUGAGAAAGAUCAGGGCUCAGGAGAGGUGGUUGUCAGGGCAGAGUGCUUCAGGUCCAUGAGGAAAGCUGAGAAACCUCAUAAGCUCAGAGUAUGGUUACAGUCAGCAGCAGUGUGAAAUUAUGUUCAGUAUACAAAUAGUAGUAGGCCUAAUGUUGGGUAGGGUAUUGUUAGGCUGAAGGGUAUUGAUGGACGUAGGGUAUUGUUAUUUUUUCUAGGAUCAUGUCAGGCUGUCAUCAUGUCAAGGGGGUGUUCAGACAGGCUUUUUUUAAAGAAAUUAGUAAUACUGUCAAGGGAUAUGCAUUGAUUACAUUAAAUACAUUGAUAUGUUUUACUUAAUAGGUUGUCCUAAAAGAUUUGCAGCCUGUGCAACUUCUGCACUUCUGCUGCACCUGCAAGGCUGGGAAAGCUUUAUGCAACCAUUGUGUAGCUCUUCUGUUUCAAUCUGCACACUAUUCGCAAUUGAAACUCCAAGUUGUUCCCCCAAUAUUAAGCUGCACUGAAGGUGAACAACAGUGGCAUAAGCCUAGAGUUAUGGGGAUAAAGCCGGGCCCUGUUGACAAGAUGGCUGUGAUCUCAGCCAAACCGAAAACAAGAAAGACCACAGAGGGAGUGCGGAGUAAACUGUACAAAGGCCUUCAUGGGGAACUUCCUGACCUCUCAGUUCUUCGGGUGUCUGAGGUGUUCAAAGAUUUUGCUGAUGCUGACCGCCCUAUGAUCUGCAGCAUGGGAAUAAGUGAGGAUAUCCCACUUGUGGACUCACUGUUCGGCAAGGUGCAACAUGGAAGUCCCCUUUCUUAUCAGCAACCUGCCAAAGAGAAAGCAAAGACUCUUCAUGAUGCUCCACCUCCUCCAUCAUUGCCACUGCAAGGCUACAGACUUGACCCAUCAGAGUGCAUGUUUGUCUGUUCCAGGAAGCAACAGCUGCACAUGAAAAGUCUCGAGGUUACCCUGGAAUUGGCCCAGAAGAUUGAAUGUGCUACGCGAGAGCAGAGUUUGUGUGCCGAUUGGUACAAUGUACGGAAACCACGGGUGACUGCAUCUCGUUUUAGAGAGAUCUGCCAUGUGGGCAAGGCCUCUGAAGAGGGACUUGCUGAACGCAUUCUAAGAGGUACUCACCAGACAGGGCCUAUGAAGAGGGGUUUGGAGUUGGAGGCAGAUGCGAUCUGGGAAUAUUGCCAGAUAAAACGUGUGAACCACUACAAAUGUGGGUUUGUGGUACAACCGGAUGCACCAUGGAUUGGUGCCUCACCAGAUGGGGUUGUUUUUGACCCCUUGGAGCAGCCUCAGUUUGGCCUUGUGGAAAUAAAAUGUCCAAACAUUCCAAAUUAUGUAGAUGCACCUUAUCUCAAGGUCAUCAAUGGCUCAUUGCAGCUCAAACCAACUCAUGCCUAUUAUUGGCAAGUUCAGGGCCAACUACUUGUCACCGGUAUGAGUUGGUGUGAUUAUGUCGUCUCCGCUCAAGAUGAUGUUUUCAUACAAAGAAUAAAGAGGGAUGAGAGUGUGAUGGAAAAAAUGAAGCGUGGGAUAGAUAAGUUCUACUUUCACGUGUACAUGGACAAAUACCUGGCAGUGGCGUAAAUUGGUUGCUUGUCAUUCCUGAGUUUUGGGCACAUUUUUACAGAAGACUCCUUUAAAUCUGUUAUUACCUUGCAUACUUACCUUGAUCAUUUCUCAUAUUAUAAAUGUUAAUUUGUGCCUUUGUAUGCAUUGUUAUUGAAGGGCAGUGACACUUUCAUGUUAACCAUUUAUGAAAUUGAAGUUUGUCAAAUACAGUUCACUUGA